Molecule: messenger RNA, 2105 nt
Organism: Linum trigynum
Lineage: Eukaryota; Viridiplantae; Streptophyta; Magnoliopsida; Malpighiales; Linaceae
Source: the annotation of a GenBank genome assembly
UUUUAAAAGUUUUGGGUAUCAAAAAGUAAUUAAAAUUUUGGAUUGGAUGGAAAAAUAGACAGAUGCACGUUUUGACAACUUUAAUGGUACCAGAUACUCUAUUCAAAGUUAAGUGGUAUAUCUACUCCAAUUCUCAAACUUAAGUGGCACCCGACCGGAGGUAUUAUAUAUAUAUAUAACCAUCCAACUUUGGCCAAUGGGUAGGCUAUUGUGCUGUUAAAAAAAAAGGGUAGGCUAUUGUGCCACUUCAAAAUUGGCAGCGGAAAUGGAGCUCAGCUUCUCCAAAACCCUAAACCCCACCUUCAACCCCUCUCUUCUAUCCGCGAAAACCCGGACUCUAACAGCUUCUUACUCCUCCUUUCUCCCAAUAAUCUGUCUAUCUCUUCAAGACCGAGCCUGGCGAAAUGCAUCUCAAAGGCGAGAAGUCCGGGCAUUCGCCGGCCGGAGCAAGAAGAAACCAGGGGGGCCGUCCACUGGCCGAAUUGAAGGGAACGCGGAGGUCCGCCGGAAAAUCAAGCAGAGCGCGCGACGGAAAACUUGGAAGAUAGCAGAGUCCAACUUCUACAAGCUCAAGGGUUCCCACAACAACCACCCGGACAACUUCACCGAGGACGAGCUCAACAUGAUGGGGCUCGGGUACGAUCGGAUGGUCCGGUUCAUGGACAAGGACGAUCCCAAUCUGAAGCACCCGUACGACUGGUACAAGUACGGAGAGUUCGGUCCUUACUCAUGGCGUGGGGUAGUCAUCGGGGAGCCCAUCAGAGGGACGAUUACUGAUGAAUGCGUUACCAUGUACAGCGAGACGAAGAGCCAGGAGGAUUGGGAGCAUAUAGAGCAGCAUGAUAUGAACGUGGAUUUCGGCCAGAGGCUAGAUGAAUUGGACAAAGAUGUCGGCCUUAGAAGGUACUGGGUGUUUGUGAGGCACCCUAGGUGGAGAUUGAGUGAGCUUCCAUGGCAGCAGUGGACAUUGGUGAGUGAGAUUGUGGUUCAAGCAAGCAAAGAGCAGAGGGUGGAUAAGUGGAAUUUGAUGGGGAGGUUAGGCAACAAAGCUCGGAAAUUGAUUGCCCGAUGUGCUAGCUGGUUCAGGCCCGAUAUCGUGUACGUGAAAAGACCUGUUUUCCAGUGUAGAUUUGAGCCCCAGGAAGAGUUUCUCAAAGCUCUGGUGCCACUUUUGGACCCUGAAACAGAGAAGGAUUGCUUGUUUGAGCUGAAAAGUGAAGAUGGAGCAGCUACUUUUGUGACGUAUUUCGAAGGGUUGUGCAAGAUUGUGAGGAUUAACCAGAAGGCAUAUGUGGAUGAUGUGGUGAAGGCUUUUGAGAAGUUGAGUGAUGAGAGGAAAUUGGGAUGUUUGGAAUUCCUCUUAAAGAAUCAUCCUUUACAGCUGUUGCAUCCUUACACAAAAGAAUGGAAGGCCAAGUUAGAGGAGAUGGAACUGGGAUGUGAUGCACCAGAUGAAGGGGAGGAAAAAGAUGGGAACUAUAAUGAUACAAAUGAUCUAGAGUUCACUGAAUGGAUAGAAGAUGAUAGCGAGGAUACGAUUAUGGAGAUGGAAGAUGGAGCUCAUGAAUCGGAUGAAGGAGAUGAUGAGUCUGCUGAAGAAGAAGAGGAGGAAGAAGAAGAAGAUGACGAUGAGGAGGAGGAGGAGGAGAAUCCAAACUAUUGGGAGGAGAAAUUUCGCAAAGCAGUGAGUAGUGGAGAAGCAAUGGAGGAGAUUGUGAAAGAGAGUGUGAAGAGGACUAAUGCACUCUACAGUAGGCAGCUGAAAUCCAUGGAACCUCAGGCAAGUGAAGAGGCAAGUGACGAGGAUGAUGAAAAAGUAGAUGGAGUUGGAGAUGAGAGGUCCCUCAGAGGAGUGAGAGCCAAAGUUAGUGCAGAAGAAUGGAAGAUUGCUGGAAUUGGUAGAUGGAGGAAGAGGAUUAAGAAGAGUAAAAUUCCUCCUGAACUGUUCUUGAGAGCCGCAGUUAGGCCAUUUACUUACAGGAAUCUUGUUAAGGAGAUCGUGUUAACAAGGCAUGCCAUAUUGGAUGGUGAAAUUGGCAGGAGAAAGAACUGAGAAAUUGCGUCAUUUCUGUUCGUUGGUGUUGGAAUAUAAUACAAAUGGAUGU